Molecule: messenger RNA, 2778 nt
Organism: Alnus glutinosa
Lineage: Eukaryota; Viridiplantae; Streptophyta; Magnoliopsida; Fagales; Betulaceae
Product: ABC transporter G family member 11
Exons: 10
Coding region: 375-2504 (709 amino acids)
Cellular component (GO): membrane
Molecular function (GO): ATP hydrolysis activity; ATP binding; ABC-type transporter activity
Source: RefSeq, a predicted model, not a curated record
UGUACCAAAGAAAAUGCUCCUAACCAUGUUAUUAGCCAUCUUUCUUUGGUUCAAAGUUGCUUCUCUCAGGCUUUUGAAGAUCUAAAGCAACGAAGAUAUGAGCGCUAGUCAUUCAGAUUGAAAAAGAAGAAAAAAAAAACUGAUAUUUUGUGCUGAUUGUCACACUAAAAAGCCAGUCUUCUUCUAAAGGCUGCUUUUGCAUGGGUUAUCUCUCUUCCCAGAUUCCCAGUCAAAUUCACAACCCCCUCAUUCAAGUCCCAUUUCCUCGAUCACAUCUUUCUUUCCUCCUCCUCCUCCUCCUCCUCCUCCUCCUCAUCCUUUAAAAAAAUCUCAACCUUUUGCUCUCUUUCUUUGUGGGUGAGAUUGAUCGGAAGAUGAUGAGAAACUCUGCAGAAAAUCCUGCGGUGGCGACGGAGGUAGAGGCAAGCAGCAAGCCUGCGGGGAACGGGAUUGUGGUUGGCGGCUUGAGUCCUCUGAGUGAGACUCUUUGGAGGGACAGGGCGGUCACAGACUUCUCGGGUGACGUGUCGGCGAGGCUGACAUGGAAGGAUCUGACCGUGACGGUCACUCUCAGCAACGGGGAGACCCAGAAGGUGUUGGAGGGACUCACCGGUUAUGCUGAGCCUGGAACCAUCACCGCCCUCAUGGGUCCCUCCGGUUCAGGGAAAUCAACCCUGCUCGACGCUCUUUCUAGCCGCCUUGCAGCCAACGCAUUCCUUUCUGGUACCAUCCUCCUCAAUGGCCGCAAAACAAAGCUCUCUUUCGGGACUGCAGCCUAUGUGACCCAAGAUGAGAACUUGAUCGGCACUCUAACAGUCCGGGAGACAAUUUCGUAUUCAGCUCGGCUCCGUCUCCCCGACAAGAUGACAUGGUCAGAGAAACGUUUGCUGGUUGAGAGUACCAUAAUAGAGAUGGGUCUCCAAGACUGCGCCGAUACGGUCAUCGGAAACUGGCAUUUGCGUGGAAUCAGUGGAGGAGAGAAAAGAAGGGUCAGCAUUGCUCUUGAGAUCUUGAUGAGACCCAGAUUGCUCUUCCUCGAUGAGCCUACCAGCGGACUUGAUAGUGCCUCGGCUUUCUUUGUUACGCAAACUCUACGGGGUCUGUCAAGAGAUGGGAGGACAGUGAUAGCCUCAAUUCACCAGCCAAGCAGUGAAGUGUUUGAACUGUUUGAUCAAUUGUACUUGCUUUCUGGAGGCAAAACUGUGUAUUUUGGCAAGGCUUCCGAAGCAUACGAGUUCUUUGCACAAGCUGGCUUCCCCUGCCCUGCUUUGAGGAACCCAUCUGAUCAUUUCCUUAGAUGCAUCAAUUCUGACUUCGAUAAAGUUAAGGCCACUCUAAAAGGAUCCAUGAAACUUCGGUUCGAGACAAGUGAUGAUCCACUAGAGAAGAUUACCACAGCUGAAGCUAUCCGAACUCUUAUUGACUUCUACCGGGCGUCUCACUUCUGCUAUUCAGCGAGAGAAAAAGUUGAAGAUAUUUCCAAAGUCAAAGGAACAGUGCUAGAUGCAGGAGGCAGUCAGGCUAGUUUCUUGAUGCAAGCCUUUACCUUGACCAAGCGUUCAUUCAUCAACAUGUCAAGGGACUUCGGGUAUUACUGGCUUCGGCUUGUAAUUUACAUUGUAGUCACUAUCUGCAUUGGGAGCAUCUAUUUGAAUAUUGGGACUGGUUACAAUUCAAUUCUGGCAAGGGGAUCAUGUGCAUCUUUUGUGUUUGGUUUUGUGACAUUCAUGUCAAUUGGGGGAUUUCCUUCGUUUGUAGAAGAUAUGAAGGUUUUUCAGAGAGAGAGGCUGAAUGGCCAUUAUGGUGUAACUGCAUUUGUCAUCGGCAACACCCUCUCUGCAAUGCCAUUCCUUAUUCUGAUAACUUUCCUUUCUGGAACCGUUUGUUACUUCAUGGUCCGCCUCCACCCAGGAUUUGAACAUUAUAUAUUCUUUGUCCUCUGCCUUUAUGCCAGUGUGGCUGUAGUUGAGAGCUUGAUGAUGGCCAUUGCCAGCAUUGUCCCUAACUUCCUUAUGGGUAUCAUCAUAGGGGCUGGGAUUCAGGGCAUAUUCAUGCUAGUGUCUGGGUACUUCAGGCUUCCAAACGACAUCCCAAAGCCUGUGUGGCGCUACCCCAUGUCAUACAUCAGCUUCCAUUUCUGGGCUCUGCAGGGACAAUACCAGAAUGAUCUGAAGGGAUUGAUGUUUGACAACCAACCGCCGGCUCUCUUCAAGAUACCCGGCGAGUACAUCUUGGAGAAUGUGUUCCAGAUUGAUGUCCACCGUUCAAAAUGGGUGGAUCUUAGUGUUAUCUUCAGCAUGGUAGUCGUCUACCGCUUCAUCUUUUUCAUAAUGAUCAAAAUUAACGAGGAUGUGACCCCCUGGAUCAGGGGUUACAUGGCUAGAAGAAGACUGCAACUGAAGAAUGGCAAUCAAAAUACAACAUUUUCUCCCAAUGGGCUCACUCAAUCUCCAUCUUUGAGAACCUAUGCAAACAGUCGCACAACCGGAAGUGGUAGAAGGUAGACAGAAGAUGGACAACUACUAUAGCUAACACAUAAUAAACAAGGUUCAUUAAAAAGUCAUUUCACUAUGAACUUGAGCAAGGAAUGUAGCAAAUGCAUGCUUUGAGAGAUAAUUCGUACCAUUUUUUACCUCCACUGGUUUGGAAGGCAUGUGCUCGAUUCACGGUAUGGGAUAUGAUGAUGAUAUAAUUUGUAAUGUAAUAUUUUAAACUGCAAGUUUCUCGAUCUACACAAAUGAUUUUGAAAUGACAACAUUAGAAGGUCAAAUUUGUACA